AUGACUCAAUCACGUCAACAAGCCUUUCAACAACUGCGUCCUCCAUGCGUCGAGCUUAGCUCCGUUGCACUCAAGUUCAAGGCAAAUCAGGCUUCGGCGAAGGCAGUCCUGCUGGCGCUGGAGCGGGUUCACCAUACCCUGCAGCUACUUGCAAUUGAGAAUCUCCUCGACGAGAAAUUGGCAGAGUAUGCCUUCUUCCCUCUUACCCACAUCUUCAAUCAAUCCCAGCGCCUGUCUUCCCGGAGUCUGGAGCUGGCCGUCAGGUGCGUGCAAUUCCUGGUCUCGAAAGGAUGGCGGGAGAAGCUCGUCCCGGAAAUGUCAAAGCAGCUGCUCAUUCUCAUGGGCUUGCUCGUCUCGAGAAAUCCCAAACAACAGGUCGAACCCGCAACGGAUGAACUCAAAGUGGCGGCGUUUGAGUGUAUGUCGAGCCUCGUUCAUCAAGGCUCUUCUGCGGCAUCUGACUUCUUAACGGGCGUUGGCCACAACAACAUUGUCGACCAAUUAGUCUAUCAGCUGCUCGAGGCGCUGACAGAUGCAUCUUCUGAGCUUGUCCAGAUCAGCGCUGCUCAUGCUCUUUUUGAAAUCCAGCGUGCCAUCAAAGACAAAGCCUUGAUAGCCAGCCUUUUACCUCGAACCGUCUCCACCUUGGUCAAAGUCCUUAGACCCAGCACGCAAGCCAGGCGAACGAGGAAGGUCCUUGUGGCUUACCUGCGACUCUUGACCGAUAUCUUGAAAAGGGCCCUUGCUGAUGAGGUCGUUGAUCAAAACCUGGCCGAGGUAGGCGCUUCCCAGUCAUCGAGGACGCUGGGCCCAGACGGUGUUGUGGUACCUGACAAAUCCUGGCUGGAUGCCACAACUCCUCAAGUCGACCUGGCGUUGGUUCAGGUGGUCAAACUCAAGACGCAUGACGGUUCUGACGUUGCUGAUGCGCUCCUCGACCUCUGUCUGACGGUGAUCAAUGACUGUUCGCAGACUCUCGCUCGCUCGGUUCCUCUCAUGCUCGACACGCUGGCAGUUCUUUGCGAUUCAUCCAAUGAGUCAAAGGCUAGUGCAGUAUUGAAGCACCUGGUAACAUCGAGACCCGAGCUGGCAGAAGUCCUCAGUGCCAAGUUUUACGACUGGACACAAACCUUACCCAGGGUAAUGCAGGGCAACGAUGACAAGCCUAAGCAGCAGUUGCUUAAGCGAGUCGCAACAUCUUUCAAGGUGCUUACAGAUACUUUUAAUAUGCCUAGUGCAGCAACAUCUAGAGUUACUUCUGUGUUGAUUGACACGGUUGCAGCCGCCAUUGGCUCAAGUACCAAGAAGUCGAAACUUAUCAGCGAAACCGUACAGAUCCCCGCAACUGAACUUGUUCAACAAUCUAAAAGUCUGCAAAGGCAGUUCCUACCCGUUCUUCUAGGUCACCAGAGCCAGUCAUCCUCAAAACAGGAAUUAGGACAUCUGAUUGCCUCCCUCAAGACACAUCCCCUCAGUCAGCAGAUUAUACGGGGUCUCGUCGAUCAUCUACAUGAUCCUGAUAUCAACAGGAAGCUAUCGGCAGCCUGGCUUGCCUUGCAAUUUCUUGAGUCGAACGAAAGUCAGGCGUUUGACGUGCUGACAUUAAUCGAGGACGAUGUCUCCGCGUCGGAUCUGUCGGUUUCCCGUCCUUUCCUCAUCGCUGACUUGUAUUCAAACGCACUGCCUUUCCUGACGGAAUACCCUGACACGAUCCAUGAAGACGGCACAGAUUGGCGGCUUGUUGCGUUAUCACUGGAAAGUCUCGUGCUGCAAGCAUCUCAGCUCGGUCAGUCGUACCGCCCUGAGCUGAUAGAGAUACUGUUUCCGCUACUGUCCCUGUUGGGUUCCCACAAUGCACUGCUCCAGCAGCAUGCUAUGACGGCCUUGAAUAUCUUGGCCACAGCAUGUGAGUAUGAUUCCGUGGCUUUCAUGCUGGUUGAUAAUGUGGACUACUUGGUCAACGCGGUUGCACUCCGGCUCAACGCUUUUGACGUUUCAAGGACUAGUCUUCAGGUCGUCACGAUGAUGGUUCGCCUUUGUGGUGCUAGACUCUUACCGCACCUCGACGACCUGAUUGGCAGUAUCUUUGGCGCUCUUGAUAGUUUCCACGGCUACCCCGACCUCGUUGAGCAGCUGUUUGAUGUCCUCCGGAUGGUCGUGACGGAGAGUUCGAAAUCUACCUGUGUCCUCCCGGUAGAAGCCGGCCAGAUAGCCGCAAGUCGGAAGGACAAGAGAACCCAUGUGUCGUGCCUGGAUGACGUCCUUGGUGACUUGAGGACAAGAAGAAAGAGGAAGAACAGGUCCGAUGCAGAGGAUGAUCUCAUGACUACGACACCUCAUCGGCCAUGGACCACGGCCCAGGACGGUGCUGUUGAUGCAGAGCAAAACAGUCACGAAGAAGUCCAAGAGAGCGGUGAUGAUGAAGGGCCACUAGAACAUACCCACAAGAAAGAGGAACCCAAAAUAUCGAAGUCGCACCAGCUUCUACUCAACAUUGCGCAAUCCACAGUACCUCACUUGUCUUCACCCUCUCCCAAGGUCCGUCUCACUUUGUUGGAGCUCCUGCAAGACGUAUGUCCAAUACUGGCACUCCAUGAGAACACAUUUCUGCCUUUGGUCAACCUGAUCUGGCCAGCAGUCGUGGCGAGGCUUCUUACCACGAACGACGAAGCUGCCAACGAUGCAGCUUUCACCGUUAGGGCUGCAGCUACCACAGUAAGGGUCAUGUGCCGUGGCGCGGGAGAUUUCAUGGCCAGCCGAAUCGAAGACAUCUUCGGGGAGCUCGAAACCCUCUUCAAGAAAAUCUUUUCGAGCGUGGUAGGACCAGAGAAGAGCUCCAAGCCAGUCGCGCUGCUCAAUGCCCCCGGAGGAUCACCAUCCGCGCUCACGAAUAGUCCUUUGGUCCCAAGUCACCAGAGCCUGAUGACUGGUGCUCAACCUGCUAUUUUUUCUUCUCUAGAUGGUGCCAGGUCUUCCAAAGGGCAGAUCUUGGAAGCCCUCGUCGACUUGCUGGUCACCAUUCUCCGAGACGUCCGGCUUUCCGAUGACAACGCAGACACAGUCUUCCAACUUCUGGGCUCAUUUAGGCACAGGGAAACAGUACGAGACGCGCUGCUAGAGUACAACGAGGAUGCCGUUUGGCUGCUGGAACAUCAUCCAAGCUGA
This is a messenger RNA of Cladophialophora yegresii CBS 114405, 3165 nucleotides long. RefSeq lists its product as uncharacterized. The record is from RefSeq and is a predicted model, not a curated record. The transcript has 2 exons. The coding region runs from base 1 to 3165 and encodes 1054 amino acids. Gene Ontology annotation, biological process: chromatin remodeling. Gene Ontology annotation, cellular component: cytoplasm. NCBI's taxonomy places the organism in Eukaryota, Fungi, Ascomycota, Eurotiomycetes, Chaetothyriales, Herpotrichiellaceae.